Molecule: messenger RNA, 1263 nt
Organism: Brassica rapa (field mustard)
Lineage: Eukaryota; Viridiplantae; Streptophyta; Magnoliopsida; Brassicales; Brassicaceae
Product: fasciclin-like arabinogalactan protein 7
Biological process (GO): plant-type secondary cell wall biogenesis
Cellular component (GO): plasma membrane
Source: RefSeq, a predicted model, not a curated record
AAGGUUAAACCAUGAUUACGGAUAACGGCAAUAACCGGUUACAAAACAAGUACACCAGACGGUGCCGCAACAACAACACCAACACCUCAUAGUUUACAAGAAGAAUAGUACACAGCCUGUCUUUCCUUCCUUUUCUAUAGAAACUAUUAAAAAAACUUCUUUAAAUACCUUCUCUUCCUCCUCCUCUGCUCUCUCCAUCUUCCAAGAAAGUCUUCAUUUUACCAUUAUUUGCUCAGGAUAGAGAGAGAGAGGAUCAAAGAAGCAAUGGCAAAGAUGCAGUUUUCAAUCUUUAUCGCCGUCGCCUUCAUCGUCUUCUCUGCAUCAACAAACGCCAAAACCGCAAGCCCACCAGCUCCAAUGCUACCACCGACACCAGCUCCAGCACCGGCCCCACACCACGUGAAUCUCACCGAGCUUCUAAGCGUAGCUGGUCCCUUCCACACGUUCCUCGACUACCUCCUCUCGUCAGGAGUCAUCGAAACGUUCCAAAGCCAAGCCAACAACACCGAGGAAGGCGUCACGAUCUUCGUCCCAAAAGACGAUGCCUUCAAGGCUCAGAAGAAUCCUCCUCUCUCGAACCUCACCAAGGACCAGCUCAAGCAGCUUCUCCUCUCCCACGCUCUUCCUCACUACUACUCUCUUUCCGAGUUCAAGAACCUGAGCCAAUCCGGUCCGGUUAGCACCUUCGCCGGUGGACAGUACCCUUUGAAGUUCACUGAUGUUUCCGGUACGGUUAGGAUCGAGACGCUCUGGACCAGGACUAAAGUCAGCAGCAGCGUUUUCUCCACCGACCCCGUGGCGGUUUACCAAGUGAACCGGGUGCUUUUGCCUGAAGCGAUCUUUGGAACUGAUGUUCCUCCAAUGCCUGCUCCGGCUCCUGCUCCUGUGGUUAGCUCUCCUUCUGAUUCGCCUUCUGCUGAUUCUGAUGAAGCCAACGCUUCUUCGCCUAAGUCGUCGCACAAGAACUCAGCACAGACGCUGGCUUUAGCUCCAGUCGCUAUGGUGGUUUCCGGUUUGGUGGCAUUGUUCUUGUGAGAACAAGAAUGAUGGAUUUGUUUUGUUGGUUGAGUAUGUUCUAAGUUACAACUGUGAAAGAGAUUUGUAUUACAUUGUUCCAAAUUUGUCUUUUUGAUUUUUUUUUUCUUUUAAGCACCAUUUUUAUUUUAUACAUUUUACCAUUAUUAUUGUCAAUUAUCAGUGUUUGUGAAUUGAGUUUUUUCCUCCAUUUUGUUUUUUAUAUUUAUUUUAGUUUAUUUUGCUUCA